Molecule: messenger RNA, 1476 nt
Organism: Zophobas morio
Lineage: Eukaryota; Metazoa; Arthropoda; Insecta; Coleoptera; Tenebrionidae
Gene: Nasp
Product: protein HGV2
Exons: 4
Coding region: 199-1317 (372 amino acids)
Biological process (GO): DNA replication-dependent chromatin assembly; CENP-A containing chromatin assembly
Cellular component (GO): nucleoplasm
Molecular function (GO): histone binding
Source: RefSeq, a predicted model, not a curated record
GGUCAUUAUAAUCAUUUUUCAACCCUCAUUUCAGUGUUCGCCGAAUUCGUACCAUCCUCAUUUCCGGUUUUUUGUUUCUUUGUUUAGUGGGUUAUUAAGAAUUCAUUUUUGGGUGUUAACCAGGGCGGAGGUCGCUGGUAGUGCAAAAUGUGCGCGGAGAUAAGUUCAUCCAACGGUUAACCGAUCAGUCAACUUAAGAUGGCAGACGUUGCUUUAGACCCCCAAAAUUCCAACCCCAAAGAACUAUACGGCCAAGGAGUUCGAGCGUAUGUCCUGCAAGACUACGACACAGCUGUUCGUGCUUUUAGUCGAGCUAGUGAAUUGCUGGCAGUCGAACACGGUAGUGAAAUACAUGAUUCCCUCGGAGAUGUCUAUCUUUACUAUGGUAAAUCACUAUUGGAAUUAUCGCGGAAAGAAAGUGGACCUCUUGGAGAAGGAGUUUUGAAAAAUGUCGAAGAAGAGUCAGACGUUGACGAAACCGAAUCGACCGAUCCUGAAGAAGAAAAAGAUGAGAACAAAACAGAGGAAAGUAAGGAAAGCGAAGAAAAAGUUAAUGGCGAUGUUGGUAAAGCUGAAGAAGUGAAACCAGAAGAGUCAGCGGCGUCUAGCGAAGAAAAUGAUGAAGAAAAAGAGGAGAAAACUGAUGAGGAUCAAAAUAAUGAGGCUGGUAGUUCCUCAGAAAAGAAAGAAGGUGAGGCUGAAGAUGAAUUAACGGAUUUGCAAGUAGCAUGGGAAGUGUUAGAACUAGCUAAGAAAAUUUUUACCAAGAGAGGUACAGAUGGUGAAAAGAACUUAGCCGAAACACUUAUAGUCCUUGGAGAAGUGUCUUUAGAAAGCGGUAAUUUUAGAUCUGCUGUUGAUGACAUGGAAGAGGGUUUAAAAAUACAGAAAACUUUAUAUGGGGAUGAUAGUAGAACUUUAGCCGAAACUUACUAUAAAAUAGGAGGUGCUUACUCGACGAAUGCACAGAUUGAUGAAGCUAUCAGAAGUUUUAACGCUUCGUACAAAUAUUUACAAAAUAAGGUGGCAAGUCUGGAGAAGGAUGAAGAACAUAAAGAAGCCAAUGCGGAAGAAAUCGAAGAGCUGAAUAAUUUACUUCCUGAAAUACAAGAAAAGGUUGCCGAUAUGCAGAACUUGAAGACUGAGAUUGCGAAUAAACAACUAACGGUUUCCGUUGAUGAAAACGCUCCUAAAAAAAAUGGAACGUCAGACGCUUCUUCAUCAAAGCAGGUUAAUGAUAUUUCCCACUUGGUCAAGCGAAAGAGGAAAGAGGAAGAUUCCACGGAGGAAAAUCCUGCUAAAAAACCUUCUCCAUAAUAGGUUUGUACCUUGUCUGUUUUUCAUGAAAAAUAAAUUAAGGAAUGUGUUCUCAUGCUGUAUUUGUUAGCGUAUAGGAUAAGUUUUCAUUGUUAGACUCACUAAUUUAAAAUGUUCUUUGUAUUUGUCUUUCUUAAAGAAUAAAUUAUUUUUUCAAAA